CCUGUUUAUAGAAAUUCGUGCGAUAAAAAUAGUCCAUAGCGAAAUGUGUCGUGUACGGGGGCCGUUCAAUAAGUCUCGUGCGAUGAUUUAUUGCGUAAUUACCGAAAUGAAUUCUGCUAAUUAAAAUAAUGUGGAAACGGGUCCUUCCUUCUUUUGGGCGGGCGUGACGCACUCGAGUAACAGUAACGCAACGGUAAACGGUUCGCCUUUCUAAGUCUCUCCGCUUUGUGUCCGCCGAGGAAACGGAUGGCAUGGUCCUGCAGAAGUUCGUCUCAUCUCGAUAUUGGUACACGCGCAAACCGAGAAAGCGAGGUAGCCCGUCGCUGAGUUGUCUGGUCGUCGAAUCAGAUGGGGGCUGCUAUUCCGCAAUGCCACCGACGGCCAUGAGGCUGGAAGCUUCGCCCUGCAACAACAAUAACAACAACAAUAAUAAUCACGCGUCUGGUGCCGAGCUGGAGCUUCUCGCCAAGCUGGAGGAGGCGAAUCGACUAUUCGAGUCCGAUGCGAAGUCGCUCAACUCGCUGAGCGGAAAUUCGGCGUCGGGACACUCGCGGAAGAGCUCCGAUACCUCGCAGAUUUCGCUCGCUUCGGGAACGAGCUCGACCCAGGACAGGAUCGAGGAUGGCGGCGAGGAGGACCUGUGGAGCGUGUGGGGAGGAAUCGUUAACAACUGGGAGGUGAACUGGAAGAAGUACAAUCAGCAGGUCAGGGAGCUGGUGCAGAAGGGGAUUCCGUUGCACUUUCGAGGGAUCGUGUGGCAGCUACUUUGUUCGGCUACGGACGCGCCCGAGAAGAAAUUGUAUGCCGAUUACAUUAAGACCAAAUCCCCUUGCGAGAAAGUGAUAAGGAGGGACAUAGCGCGGACCUACCCCGAGCACGACUUCUUCAAGGAGAAAGAUGGCCUGGGCCAGGAGUCACUUUUCAACGUUAUCAAGGCGUACUCCCUGCACGACCGCGAGGUCGGCUACUGCCAAGGUUCCGGGUUUAUUGUCGGCUUACUGCUCAUGCAGAUGCCCGAAGAGGAGGCCUUUGCGGUGCUCGUGAAGAUCAUGCAGGACUAUCGAAUGCGAGACAUGUUCAAGCCGACGAUGGCCGAGCUGGGCGUGUGCAUGUUUCAGCUCGAGAGCCUGGUCUCUGAGCAUUUGCCCGAUUUAAAUCAGCACUUUCAGUCGCAGAACUUUCACACUUCGAUGUACGCGUCGAGCUGGUUCCUGACGCUCUUCACGACGGCGCUCUCGUUGCCGCUCGCGUGUCGGAUCAUGGACGUCUUUCUCUCCGAAGGGAUGGAGAUCAUUUUUAAAGUGGCCCUCUCCAUGCUUAUGCUCGGUAAAGCCGAUCUCAUGUGCCUGGAUAUGGAAGGGAUGCUGAAGUUUUUCCAAAAGGAUCUACCCGCACGCGCCGAGGCCGACCCAGAAGGUCUCAUGCAAUCCGCCUACAACAUAAAGUACAACUCGAAGAAAAUGAAGAAACUGGAGAAGGAGUACUACGCAAUUAAAUCGAAGGAGCAAGAGGAAAUGACCGAACUCAAGAGGCUACGCACGGAAAACAAGCAGCUAAGGCAUCGAUGCGAGAUGCUGGAGGAGGAGAGCAAGGCGCUCGCCGAUCGACUAGUCAGGGGUCAGGUGAGUCGCGCCGAAGAGGAGGAGACGACGUUCGUCGUGCAGAGGGAGCUGGACGCGCUAAGACACACGCAUCUCGAGACGACCCACCAUCUCGCCCUCGCCAACGAGAAGAUCCGAUCUCUGUCUCUAAUGAUGGAAGAGAGCCACACUUCACGACAGUCUUCGAUCGAGGAGAUCUCGCUGAAGCAGGAGCAGUUGCAGCAGCGAGAGGAAAUGAUCGAGUGUCUACAGGAGGAGUUGGUGAAGGUGCGCCUUCGCGAGGCCGAGAAUGACGCACUGACGCGUGAGUUACGGACGCGCAUUCACGAAUUGGAAGAGGACAAGAAGACCUUGAGGGAGACGACACCGGACAAUAGCGUCGCGCACUUACAGGAGGAAUUAAUCGCUGUGAAACUGAGGGAGGCAGAGGCGAACUUGUCGUUAAAAGACUUGCGGCAGCGAGUCGCCGAGCUCAGCAAUCAAUGGCAGCGCCACCUACAGCAGGACCACAAGCAAGAGUCGGCGCCAUCGAGUGACGCGUUGAGCACGCCGAAGAAGCUCCUCUUCUGGGAGAAUCGGCAUAACGAGACGCAGCGCGUCGAAGAGGAACUGAUGACCACCCGUCUCCGAGAGAUGGAAACGCUGACCGAAGUGAAAGAGCUUCGCCUCAAAGUGAUGGAGUUGGAAACGCAGGUGCAGGUGAGCACCAAUCAGCUGCGGCGGCAGGACGAAGAGAUCAAGAAGCAGAAGGACCUACUGGAGAAGGGCGAGCUGCGCGAUCGGGACGCGGCCGCCCGACUUCUCGACGAGCACCGCCGCUACAAAGAUCUCGAGACGAAAAUGCAGGAGGAGCUCAUGAACGCGCGAAUUCGCGACGCCGAAAAGACGCAGGCCGUCGUCGAGCUAACUCAGAAGAUUAGUCAACUUGAACUGAAGAAUGAAGAGAUCGCGACCGAGGGCGAGCUUCGCAGUCAUUCGGUUGACGAUAACGAGAGGAUUCGCGAACUUCAAGAUAAGGUGGCGGAUUUGCAGGCGGAG
Messenger RNA from Photinus pyralis (common eastern firefly), 2639 nucleotides. It is a transcript of the gene Evi5, whose product is annotated as ecotropic viral integration site 5 ortholog. Lineage: Eukaryota; Metazoa; Arthropoda; Insecta; Coleoptera; Lampyridae. The record is from RefSeq and is a predicted model, not a curated record.